Messenger RNA from Diprion similis, 787 nucleotides. RefSeq lists its product as uncharacterized. The coding region runs from base 256 to 597 and encodes 113 amino acids. Lineage: Eukaryota; Metazoa; Arthropoda; Insecta; Hymenoptera; Diprionidae. The transcript has 4 exons. The record is from RefSeq and is a predicted model, not a curated record.
CGGUGCUGACUCAUAUCUACCUUCGUCUAAGCCGGUGAGAGCUCACGUUUACGGUUAGAAAUGGAAUAUGAGUGAAUAUCAGUGUUGGUGUACCUACUAGCACUAUUUGUACGGAGUGAUCGUGAGCACGAGCUACGGUGAACAUCGUCAUCAGUCAGCGCAGACCAGUCAGUAACCUCGGUACAACGCGUCCACAUUUUUUAAAUAUAAAAUUACGAAGCCCAAUCAUUGUCAGAGAAAAGAAAAAACAGAAAAAUGCGGUCGCAAACGGCUAUAAUAGCGUUGGCGUUCUUAGCGGCGAUUAUGCUAUUCGAUUCUUCACAUGGUGCAGCGAUGAAGCAGAAUUGUAUUAAAAACACGAACACCUGCCUUCGUAGCGCGGAAUGCUGCACGGGAUGCUGUCACGACGAAAAAUGCGUCGAUUUCGGCGACUCCUGCCUGAGCGAUCAAUUAUCUGGUGCCGUUGGUCCUUGCGCUCAACUAGACCCGCCCUGUCCCAGCGGACACACUUGUGUUCUACAGCCAGUCCUGUGUGUGCAGAAUCCUUGUCCUCCGGUAGCUUCCUGCGUACCGCCAGAUUACGAGGAUUACGACUAAUUUGAACGUUUAUUUCUUAAGUACGAGUCCUGAUCGAGCGGCAGUUCAAACUUUAUGUUAACAUUCGACAGUAUCAGAUCUAUAUUCGGACCGUUACGAUGUUUCCAUCUUUGUAAAGCACUCGUACAAUGUAGAAUAAUGUACUAUAUUUUCAAUAAUGUUUGGAAAUAUUAAAAAAUUGACGAUCGAA